Molecule: messenger RNA, 732 nt
Organism: Botrytis byssoidea
Lineage: Eukaryota; Fungi; Ascomycota; Leotiomycetes; Helotiales; Sclerotiniaceae
Exons: 2
Coding region: 1-732 (243 amino acids)
Source: RefSeq, a predicted model, not a curated record
AUGCAAUAUUCAUUCACCGCCCUCACACUCGCCGUCUUGGCAACGGUCAUCCACGCCUCUCCUAUUCAGUUGGAGACGAGAGAUAUAAUGGCAAUUGCCGAUCCUAACGCAGCCAAUACUACCAUGGUCGCUCCUCCCGCGCCACCAUCCGGUGCUCCUGCUCCUCCCGCAUCCGCUGGCGCAGCCAAUGUUACGAUGCCUGCACCCCCAGCUCCUCCAGCCGGUGGUCCAGCCGGUGGUCCAGCUCCUCCAGCUCCUGAUGCAAAAGUCAAUGGCACAAUGCCAGCCCCACCUGCACCUCCUGCCGGUGGUCCAGCGCCGCCUGCUGAUGCAGCCAACACCACAAAGCCAGCUCCCCCCGCUCCCCCAGCUGGUGGUCCAGCUCCUCCAGCCCCUGGUAGCGCGACAAACACCACCGCGCCCGCUACCGAGGCCCGUGAUCUAACCUCCUUCUCUAUCACCGAUACCCCCCAAGCAAACACCACCAGUUCAGCCAACACCACCACGAUAACCGCUACUGUAACCGAUCCAACCACCAACACCACCGGUACCGUAUUCCCCGGAACCGCUGCAAAUUGCACUACAUUUUUCAUUGUCUCAAUGGGAGAUACAUGCGAUAUUGUCGAUGCGAAGAACGGGAUCACGUUGGAUACUUUGAGAAAAUUGAAUACCGAGAUUGAUGCUGGUUGUGCCAAUUUGAGUGUGGGACAGGCACUUUGUGUGAAGACUUAG